AUGAGUUCAAAACAAUUUUACCUUCUCGGUGAAAGCGCAUCGUCUGCCAUCGAUAUUGACUUGGCAGAGGUGGCAGAUGUUGAAGACCUCCAGCACCUCGUUGCUGCGCACUUCAACAUAGUUGACCACAAAGGCGUGGGAUUUGUCUCCAAUCAUCAGAGACUAACCGCAGUCUCGGACGUCAAAGAUGCAGAUAGCCCAAUUGUCAUCACCAUCGACGGGCAGGGCGUCCGGGAAGUACCUGGCCCAGCAGGACUUCCGUACUUUGGCAACUACUUUGAGGUGUAUCCAGACCACCUGGGAAACCACGAGCGUCUUUUCCAAAAAUACGGUCCCUUGAUUGUAACCAACAAUAUGGGCAGCAGGGUCUACCAAACAAACGACCCCAAGCUGUCGCAAAUCUUCUUCCAAGAAAGCGACUUCUUUAGCAAGCGCAUUAUCCCCGGACAUCCUCUACAUCCUAUCAAAUCAGCCGAAGCAGGUGUCUUUUUGUCGGAUACAGACACGGAGCAGUGGCGGCUUGCGCACAAGUUUCUGCCUCCAGCCCUUGGGCCCAAAGCAGUGCGCCACUAUGCACCUACAAUGCAAAGGACUGUUGAACAGGCGUUCAGAGUCUUUGAUGAGCUUGACGAGAACGGUGAAGCUUGGAACGUAUACCAGUAUAUGCUUAAACUUGGUUCCCAGGCAGUAGGGAAACUUAUUCUCGGCAUGGACUUCCAGCAUUUCACCGAGGUGGAUGCCCCGUUGCACGAAAUGGUGCACAAAAUUGCCCUUAAUCUCGAACUGAAUAAACGUAUUUCGAGCAUGGGCUCGUGGUAUGCCCAUAUGCCGUUUGGCGAUCCCAAACGACUGCGCCAAACUAUGGGUAGGAUAGAGGAGAUGAUUAUGGAUUCCAUCGCCAAGGCGUCCAAAGGUCAAGAUGAUUUGGAACUUCAAGAUGCUGCUCUUCAAGCAGAAAAUGUUGUUGAUUACUUCUUGAGAGCAGCAGACAACAAUGGCAAAAAGCUGCCGCCCGCUCAGUUUGUGUCGGCACUUUUAGUUGCGACGGGGGCUGGCUUCACGACCACAUCCUCGCUACUUUCCUGGUUAAUGUAUAGUUUGGUGCAGUAUCCAGGAAACCAGGAGCGUUUACUGCAGGAGUUGGUUGACAACGGCUGGGACCACGACACCCAAGUGACCGCCGACCUUACAAACAAGCUCACCUUCCUGGACAAGUUCGUCAAGGAAACGCAAAGACGCCACAACCCCUCGUAUCAACCUGGUCGUACGUCCAAGGUCGACAUGGUCCUGCCUGGUGGCUAUAAGCUCCCCAAGGACUCCGUUGUGAUACCCGCGUUGCACCACAUCCACAGCAAUGACAGAGUCUGGGAUAACCCGACUAGAUUCGACCCUGAUCGCUGGGAUACUGAGAAAGUCAAGAACCGACCUGCGGGCUCGUACAUUCCAUUUGCCGCUGGCCCUCGCAUGUGCGUUGGCUUCAGCUUUGCCCUGCAAGAAAUCAAAGUCUUCUUGCCGAAGUUAGUCUAUCGCUACAAAUUUUCUCUGGCUCAGGAUGGUCCUGUUGAGUACGACCCGUACUUUCAGCUGAUUCGGCCGAAUAAUCUAUACAUCAGGGCCGAGCGUCGCGUGAAGUGGCCACCAAAAUCAGAAUGA
Messenger RNA from Metarhizium acridum CQMa 102, 1653 nucleotides. RefSeq lists its product as uncharacterized. The record is from RefSeq and is a predicted model, not a curated record. NCBI's taxonomy places the organism in Eukaryota, Fungi, Ascomycota, Sordariomycetes, Hypocreales, Clavicipitaceae. Gene Ontology annotation, molecular function: iron ion binding; oxidoreductase activity, acting on paired donors, with incorporation or reduction of molecular oxygen; heme binding.